AUGCUGUACGUACCUCAGACAAUGAUGGCUCCUUUGUGUCCAAAGGAAUUUCUGGCGGGUCUUCUGGUUCUAGCCUUGAACAGUCACCCAGUGGAACCUCACUUGAUUCUCUCCUUCUUCUCCAAUAACCAAUCACUCGUAAAUCGCUGCGAAGUACUGCCUGGCUUAGCGGAUCAUGAUGCCAUCUUUGUAGAAUCCAGUCUUCGCCCAAUGAGAGUUCGUAAGCCUCCAAGAAAAGUGCACCUGUACAAGAAAGCUGAUUUCGACAGUCUCAGAGAUGAACUGUCUGCCUACCUACCAGAGUUCACGGAAAAUACAGCCAACAUCUCAGUCGACCACACUUGGAAGGCUUUCGAGAACAAACUGAAGUCGCUGAUCAGCAAAAGAAGACGGGGCUGCGAAACCCAGCUACUGGCGCUGACGAAUGAGCUCGUCCAUUCCAUGGCCCGCCAUAAACAACAUGACCUUGCUGUACUUGAUUUCAGCAAGGCAUUCGAUCGGGUCCCGCACAGUCACCUGCUCACCAAACUCAACCACUAUGGCAUCAGGGGUUACACCUUGAAGUGGAUUGAAGCCUUUCUGACAGAUCGCACGCGCAGAGUAAGGCUAUUCGCAGAUGACUGUGUGGUUUAUCGGGAAAUCAACUCGGAAGAAUACUGCCUGAUCCUACAAAACGACCUGAUAAAGCUAGCCGAAUGGGAGAAACAAUGGGGUAUGGACUUUCACCCAGAGAAGUGUAGCAUUCUCCGUGUCCACAGAAAGAGGAACCAAAUCAUAUUCCGUUACUCCCUGAAAGACCACAUCCUCGAGACUGACUCGACUACCAAGUACCUGGGAGUAACCUUGUCCCAAAACCUUUCACGGAACCACCAUAUGGACAUCACGGCGAAAAAGGGAAACAGUACACUCGGCUUCCUCCAGCGCAACCUACGCGUCAGCAAUGAGAAGGUCAAGACCACGGCAUACACUUCUCUUGUCCGGCCAGGCCUUGAGUAUUGCUCCACAGUGUGGAACCCAUUUACAAAGGACCUGGUUUACAAGCUCGAGAUGGUACAGAGGAGGGCUGCUAGAUAUGUGACCAACCGAUACCACAACACCAGCAGCGUAUCCUCCAUGAUCGAGCACUUGGGGUGGGAGACGCUCGAGUCACGACGGACCAAAGCGCAACUCACCAUGCUGUACAAAAUCAUCAAUGACCUGGUGGAUAUCCCAGCCAACCAAUACCUUGUACAAGCCCCAAGUCGCCCUAAGGACCAUAACAAGAAGUACCACCAGCCGUCUACAUCCACAUCUUGCCACAAGAACUCAUUCUUUCCACGAACCAUAUCCGUUUGGAACCACCUCCCUGCGUAA
Dreissena polymorpha is the source of this 1353-nucleotide messenger RNA. RefSeq lists its product as uncharacterized. Bases 1 to 1353 code for a protein of 450 amino acids. The record is from RefSeq and is a predicted model, not a curated record. The transcript is spliced from 4 exons. Lineage: Eukaryota; Metazoa; Mollusca; Bivalvia; Myida; Dreissenidae.